This is a messenger RNA of Selaginella moellendorffii, 2109 nucleotides long. RefSeq names its product E3 ubiquitin protein ligase RIN2. Gene Ontology annotation, cellular component: cytosol; plasma membrane; ubiquitin ligase complex. Gene Ontology annotation, biological process: ubiquitin-dependent protein catabolic process; protein ubiquitination; positive regulation of plant-type hypersensitive response. The transcript has 12 exons. Lineage: Eukaryota; Viridiplantae; Streptophyta; Lycopodiopsida; Selaginellales; Selaginellaceae. Gene Ontology annotation, molecular function: ubiquitin binding; ubiquitin protein ligase activity. The record is from RefSeq and is a predicted model, not a curated record. The coding region runs from base 230 to 1972 and encodes 580 amino acids.
GUUUCCAGGGCGGAGGAGGAAAGAUUCCGCGGCCUGGCGCGCAGCGAUCGAUCGUCGCGGGUAAAUUUCGCAUCGCGGUCGCCAUUGCCGCGAGAAAGAUUUGCUAGAAUCGCUGUAGAAUCGCGGCAUCGCAGGAGCUAGCUCAGCUCCCUGGGUUUAUAGGGUUCAUCCGAAUGUAGAGCUUCUUCUUUCUCCUCCUCCUUUCUUGUUUGAGAGGGAUUUCGAGACCAUGGCUGGAGGCUAUGGAUCGUUUGUGGCCAUGUACACGGCGAUUAGCUUGGGCGGGAUUGUGUGGAGGAUAAAUUCGGUGCUCCAGAAGGUCUUGCCAGGGAUUUCCGUGGACAAGAAGGCAUUUGAUCCUGUCGACACAGCUCAAUUGCUCCAAUCGCUGCUUCAGUCGUCUCUCACAAUCGUGCUGCUGGCCAAUCUCCUCGUCAACUUCUUCGUUGUUCUAGCUCUUUGUAUGAAGACUAUUUUCUUUGGUACUCUUACGCUCCUGGAGACUCAGAAAGUCGUGGAACGGAUGAUCAACUACGUCCUCUUCAAGGGACUCUUUCUCACCUGGGUUGUCCAGCCCGAGAUGAUGCAAAUAGCUCUCUGGCUCGCGUGGUUCGCCGUGCUUGGUUUCCUUAAGAUGUUCCAAGGUCUUGCGAGGGAUCGCUUGGACCGUUUAAAUGCUUCUCCAACUGCGACAGUCUAUGCUCAUCUGCGUGUUUUCUCGGUGCUUGUCCUGGUUUUACUUUCGGACUUGUUCUGGAUUCAAUUGUGUCUCGUGGUUUUCAAGGACACGGGAAUAAGCACUUUCAUGCUACUUUUGUUCGAACCGCUGAGCAUUGCGUUUGAGACGUUGCAGGCUGUUUUAGUUCAUGGGGUGCAACUAUUGGAUACAUGGCAGCGUCAGUCUUUAGACACUUCUCCCGCUGCAACGAAUGGUUUGCAGCCAGAUCGAUCAGUCGCAGGUGCGUCGUGGGAGUGGAAGGGAAUGAUAGUUCGUAACUUCAGCUUUGGCAUGGACCUUUUGAGCUUGUUCUUGGCUUUGGGACACUGCCUUCAUAUCUGGUGGCUGAGGGGCCUUGCCUUUCAAGUUGUCGAUGCCAUUUUGUUUCUCAACCUCCGGGCACUUCUAAGUGCAAUCCUCAAACGAAUUAAGGGAUUUAUGAGGAUGCGCACGGCCAUGAGCACGUUGCAAGGUGCGUUGCCGGACGCCACGCAAGAGGAACUCCUGGCGUAUGACGACGACUGCGCUAUUUGUAAAGAGCCAAUGGUGAAAGCGAAGAGACUUCCAUGCGCUCAUCUGUUCCACCUCUCUUGCCUGCGUUCAUGGCUAGAUCAAGGCCUCGCAGACACAUACUCAUGUCCAACUUGUCGAAGGCCCCUUUUCAUGGGAAAUCUAAGAACUCUGGGACGUUCCCACCAGAGCUUCACGAGAACGAGCCAACACAAUGCGGCGAGUUUGUGGAGAGGUUCUGGAUCUGAUUCGGAGUGGACGACGGUGGCAGCCGGGCAGUCCUCCUCUGACAACGCCGCUUCAAACUCUCGAGGCCUCGGAAGGCUAGAGUUGAUGGUGCGACACUUCUCCGGUUCCGGGAGCUCUCACGCCCGUCAAUCGCCAGGAGAAGGCUCGGCAUCAUCAGCUCCACGGGGCCUCAGCCGGAUCGAGCUUAUAAUGCGGCAGCUAUCGUCCACACGAAACCAUCAACAAAGCUCUUCCUCUUCCUCCUCGCCACCGUCUUCUACCACUUGGGGCUUCUGGCCUUUCUCUUCCUCCUCUGGCGCGUCGCCAAGUUUACAACCUCACCAGGUGGAAGCUGGAUCCACUCCGGCUACUUCCAUUACUGAUGGUCUGACACCUCAGAUGAGAAGCAUGGUGGGCAUGGUGAGAGAAGUCCUUCCGCAUGUCUCGGACGAUCGUAUCGUCCAGGAGUUGAGACGAACCAACUGUGUAACUGCUACUGUAAACAACCUCUUGUGAGUGAGAUGCGUAGAGUGUAAGUUUUUUGUAAAUGACACACAGCUGAAAAUAGUUUUGGUAGAAAAGCUCUAGUUUUUCUCGAUAGGAUGAAGAACAGGAACAAUUUUAAAUGCUUAGGAGGGAAUCCCUUUUCUUCC